Molecule: messenger RNA, 1102 nt
Organism: Cucumis melo (muskmelon)
Lineage: Eukaryota; Viridiplantae; Streptophyta; Magnoliopsida; Cucurbitales; Cucurbitaceae
Product: NADPH-dependent aldehyde reductase 1, chloroplastic
Exons: 3
Coding region: 55-936 (293 amino acids)
Molecular function (GO): oxidoreductase activity
Source: RefSeq, a predicted model, not a curated record
UAGGUUCUUUGCAAAAGAAGCUAAAGUCUUCAUUUUUACUCGUUAUUCCCUCCGAUGGCUACCGAAGGCCAAACUUUUCCACCCCAAAAGCAACCAACCCAACCAGGGAAAGAACAUGUCAUGGACCCUUCUCCUCAAUUUACAAGCUCCCAAUACAAGCCCUCCAACAAACUUCUCGGCAAGGUGGCCCUCGUGACCGGUGGUGACUCGGGGAUCGGUCGAGCCGUGUGCCAUUGCUUUGCACUCGAGGGUGCUACCGUCGCAUUCACCUAUGUUAAGAAGCAAGAGGAUAAGGAUGCUAAAGAUGUGCUUGAGAUUCUUCGGGAGUGUCAAGCGGCUGACGCCAAACAACCAAUUGCAGUCGGUGCGGAUUUGGGGUUUGACGAAGAGUGCAAGCACGUGGUCGAUGAGGUCGUGAAGGCUUAUGGCCGGAUUGAUAUUUUGGUUAACUCUGCGGCGGAGCAACAUAAGACCAACUCUGUGGAAGAGAUUGAUGAGAAGAGGAUUGAGAGAGUUUUCCGAACCAACAUAUUUUCUCAGUUCUUCAUGGUCAGGCAUGCGUUGAAGCACAUGAAAGAAGGAAGCUCAAUCAUCAACACAACGUCGGUGGUUGCCUACAAGGGUAACCCUAAGUUGCUAGAUUACACGGCUACAAAAGGCGCCAUUGUUGCCUUCACUAGAGGUCUUGCCCUUCAGUUGGCAAAUAGAGGGAUAAGAGUGAAUGGAGUUGCACCAGGUCCGAUAUGGACACCGUUGAUCCCCGCUUCAUUUGACAAUGAAGAUAUCGAAAGCUUUGGAUCUGAAGUUCCAAUGAAGCGAGCAGGGCAGCCAAUCGAGGUCGCUCCAUCGUAUGUCUUCCUAGCAUGCAACCACUGUUCUUCCUACUUCACUGGCCAAAUCCUCCACCCUAAUGGUGGGAGUAUUGUGAAUGGGUAGAUAAUGUGAAUGAAGUGUUGGAUCAUUCCGAAAGAUGUUGAUGCCCUUCUUGAAUAUCAAGGCUACUUGUGUGCUUUGUUCAUAAUGUGUAUUUUAGAUUUCUCUUUUUAAAAAUACGAAGUGUUUUUAUAUGUGCAUUUGAAUAAAUUUAGAACUUUUUUUCUUA